This is a messenger RNA of Chelonus insularis, 1149 nucleotides long. RefSeq names its product carbonic anhydrase 1-like. The transcript is spliced from 7 exons. The record is from RefSeq and is a predicted model, not a curated record. Bases 180 to 1103 code for a protein of 307 amino acids. NCBI's taxonomy places the organism in Eukaryota, Metazoa, Arthropoda, Insecta, Hymenoptera, Braconidae. Gene Ontology annotation, molecular function: carbonate dehydratase activity; zinc ion binding.
UUCCUGAAAUCUUGAUGGACCAGUUCUACUGGAACUGCUCCUUUUCAGCAUAUUGAAAUGUAAACAUAAAGAAAAGUGUGCAUGAUAUUGAACUUAAGUGAGUUGGCAUCGUUAUUAAUAAUCGAAGGCAAUUGUCUGCUUAUACAAUUUCUGAUAACGUCGAUAAUAGAAGUCUAGCAAUGAGAUAUCAGAAGAAAGUACCUCAGAUCCAACAAAUCUUUUAUGUUUGUAUACUAUGCAUAAUUCUAUAUAUUUUCUGGAGAUUUCCAUGGCAGAGUUCAAAAACUAAACACGGAAGAACAGGUUUUAGUUACUACUAUAUUGAUGAUUGGAUUAAAAAUUAUCCUGCAUGUGGUGGCAACAGACAGUCACCUAUGGAUCUUAUGAAAGCUUAUGUGAAUUGGACUGAUGAACAUAAUAAUACAUAUGAGCGUUUGAUGGGCACAAAUUUUGAUCAACUUCCUAUAAGUGUCCAAUUAUCCAAUAUUGGACAUACCAUAAAAGUUUCAUUUGAAUGGGGUCCAAAAAUUCCAACUAUCAGUGGUGGUAUACUUCCUGGUCAAUAUCAGCUGGAUUCAAUAAUAUUUCAUUGGGAUUCUAGAAGUGAUGAAGGAAGUGAACAUGAAAUUACUGAUAAAAAAUCUCCAAUGGAGAUGCAAUCAAUUUUUUAUAAAAGUGGAUAUAGAAAUUAUCACAAUGCCCUGAAUUUUUAUGAUGGAUUGGCAAUAAUAUCGGAUUUAUUUGGUUUUGAGCCAAAGAAAUACGAGAAAGUCUCUCCCAUUGGUCUAAAUCGAAUAAUACAGAAACUGUUUGAUGUACAAUACCCUGGAUCAUCAGUGGAUUUGCAACCAUUUCCUUUCAGUCUAUUACGGAAGUCAGACUUCGAUGUAUCAAGACAUUUUAUGUACUAUGGAUCACUAACUAGGCCUCCAUGUACUGAAAAUGUCAUAUGGAUUAUAAAUGCCUAUGAAAAUUAUAUCAAUAAACAGCAGAUGGAAGAUAUCCAAAAAAUCGUCAAGUUUUGGAAUAGUGAAACUCAUAAUCACAGAGAACUUCAGCCUGUUAAUGGUCGUUUUUUAUAUCAAAGGCAAGAUUUGAAGUGAAGAUUUUUAUGAUAAACAUUUAUUGUAAUCCAUUAUUUAUAAUUAU